UUUCGGUCAGUAGUAGAUAAUCAAUGGAAAUUCGUAUGCACACAAUUAAAUUCAUCAGUUUAAAAAUCAGUUUGUGGUUAGUUCGUUAUAAAAGAACAAGUGCUUCGGUUUUCGGAAAGACAACCUGCAGAAAAAGUGUAUUUUUUAAACUAAGUGAAUUUUAAGAAAAACCUAAAAUAAGACGACAGUAAAAAUCAAGAAUGUUGCAAAAUGACGCUGUUCGAAAUUUACAAUACGAUAGCGAAAUUCGUGUCGCUCAACAAAAUAAUGCGGAACCUAGAGUUUAUGGUGGACCUAUCAGCAUUACCUCACAACCAACCUCUCCCGAACGCAUACCAUUACCCCUACCCGUAUCCACAGUGGGUACCAAUAUUUCCACGCAGCGUAGUUUCAGCAUACCAAUGACCGGUUAUGAUUUUCUAACAGAGUUACCAUCAUUGCAUAUUGAGCAAACAUUUGAAUUGAAUGCGGCUUUGACCUCUGUCUCCUCUGAGAAUCGCUAUGUGGUACGCUCACCCUUGGGAGAUGCAGUUUAUGCCGCCUCCGAGAGCUCAACUUCCAAUAAUCGUUUACUCUGGGGCGCUGCACGGCCAUUUCAAAUGCAUUUGCUGGAUAAAACGCACCAGGAGGCCAUGCUAUUUCGUAAACAAUUUGCGCUGGGUUCAUUAUGCUGUCAUCCCAAGAAUUUGGAAGUCUGGAUACCACCGGGUAAUCUAUUGGGACGCAUAGUGCAUUCGCCGACAGUUCUAAAGCCCGUCUACUACAUACAAGAUGGCGUUACCGGUGAGCCGAUUUUCUGCAUAGAGGGUCCAGAGAACUCGGGUUUUUGCUGCUUCUGUUUGCCGAAGGAAUCGUUCUUUAGGAUUCACUCGGGCGGCGACUUGCGUGCGUCUAUUGAUCAUAAGUGGGUAGCCAAUAAAUCGCAGUAUACCACGAAUAUAUAUUUCAGUGAUGCCAAACUUUUGGCCAAGGAGCGGGCUCUUAUUUUGGGUGCCGCGUUUUUGUUGGAAUAUAUGUACUUCCAAACCAGAAUGUGAGCCAACCAACUUCCACUAAGGAAUAAUGACACCAAAAAACAAUAACAAACAGCUCACAGUUACCCAGGCAGUAGCGCAUACGGUGCCGGGUCCAACCAAAGCCGGCAAAAAACAGCCUCAACACGAGUAUUUUUUUACCUUUUGUAAUUGAAAUUUUUCUUUUAACUACAAAGUUUAUAAAUGAAAAUCAUUAUUUACGACAUUUUUGCAGAUUUCAUUUUUAUUCACUUCCAUCGGUCAUGUGGUUUAUAUGUUUAUAUGUUUAUAUUUAUAUUUAUGUAUGUAUGUAUUGGUAUAAGUAAUCGUAUAUGUUCAUUAAUACAUACAAAUACAUAACUAUUUUACUUGAAUAAUAAUUAUUUUUAUUUACAAUUACAUUCUUGCAACUUGAAUUUUCCCUUAUGCAUUCACAUUUAAUGCUAAAAAAUAUAAAUUAUGUUACAUACAAUCACACCGAUGUAAAAAUUGAUUAGACAAAAUAUUAUUUGCUUAACAUUUACAUACAUAUAAUUUAAUCAGCUGUGACACACAAAAAUAGAAUUUAUUUAAAAUAUUUGUUUUUAUGCACUGAUAUACAAAUGUAUUUGCAUACAUGCAUUUUGUUUUGAUUUGUAGUUGACAACUUAUUGCUAUUCACUUAUAAGUAAAAUGUUGAUUUAAAUUUCUUUGCGAAGCGUAAAAAAUCUAAUUGCAUUAUUAGUACAAAAAUCAGAUUAACUAAAUUCAAAUCGACUAUUAUAUUUGUAAGCAUAGCGCGUUUGUUACUAUUUAUUAAAAACAAAAAAAAUGUUACUCUUGUUUUAAAUUGCAUAAAAAAUAGACUAUAAUUUUGCACUAUUGAUAAAAGGCUUAAACUAUAAUUAUUAAAGCUUAAAUUUUUAAUUCAUCAUUACAAAAUUUUUUUCAUGGAUAUACAUAUGAGCAAACUUAAACUUGAACUCUUAGCCUAAACGCGUUCAACGACGUUUGAUACGAGCACAACAAAAUUAUGUACUUCAAUUACAUUUGCAUGCAUGUAAUAGCUAUUACAUUUGCAGUCUCGUUGUUUAUGGAAAAACACUAAAAAA
Molecule: messenger RNA, 2104 nt
Organism: Rhagoletis zephyria (snowberry fruit fly)
Lineage: Eukaryota; Metazoa; Arthropoda; Insecta; Diptera; Tephritidae
Product: phospholipid scramblase 2
Biological process (GO): plasma membrane phospholipid scrambling
Cellular component (GO): plasma membrane
Molecular function (GO): phospholipid scramblase activity
Source: RefSeq, a predicted model, not a curated record